Molecule: messenger RNA, 5789 nt
Organism: Xenopus laevis (African clawed frog)
Lineage: Eukaryota; Metazoa; Chordata; Amphibia; Anura; Pipidae
Gene: nrk.S
Product: mitogen-activated protein kinase kinase kinase kinase 4
Exons: 32
Coding region: 206-3919 (1237 amino acids)
Source: RefSeq, a predicted model, not a curated record
AGAAAAACAGAUUUGUCUCGGCUUCCUCAGUUUGCUUUCCGGGUUUACUGGAUGGGAAGUUUCCUGUACAGUAUUUGUCACAGACACACGCUGUAUUCAGUUUUAGUCAUGGGCUGACAUACGGUAACAGCACUUUAAAUCCUCUGUGCAGAGUGGCAUCAAAGAAAAGAACUUGAACAGUUGCACCUUCUGAAUCCCAGCAGAUAUGGCAAGCAUGGUCACUGCUAAAAGUCUGGACUACAUCGACCUGGCCUCUUUGAGAGAACCAGCUGGAAUAUUUGAGCUAGUGGAGGUGGUUGGAAAUGGAACAUAUGGACAAGUCUAUAAGGGAAGGCACGUUAAAACUGGACAACUUGCAGCGAUUAAAGUGAUGAAUGUAACAGAGGAAGAAGAAGAGGAAAUAAAACUUGAAAUAAACAUGCUGAAGAAGUAUUCCCAUCAUAGGAAUAUUGCCACAUAUUAUGGGGCAUUUGUAAAGAAAGGUUUGGCAGGCCAGGAUGACCAACUAUGGCUGGUGAUGGAAUACUGUGGAGCUGGCUCAGUUACAGAUUUGGUGAAAAAGACCAAAGGUAACUGCUUCAAAGAAGACUGGAUUGCAUACAUCUGCAGAGAAGUUCUCAGGGGUUUGGCACACCUCCAUGCGCACCAUGUAAUUCAUCGGGAUAUUAAAGGCCAAAAUGUUUUGCUGACAGAAAAUGCAGAAGUAAAGCUGGUGGAUUUUGGUGUGAGUGCUCAGCUGGACAGGACCAUAGGGAGAAGAAACACUUUCAUUGGAACGCCAUACUGGAUGGCACCCGAGGUCAUAGCAUGUGAUGAAAACCCAGACUCAACAUAUGAUUACAGAAGUGAUCUCUGGUCUUUGGGAAUAACGGCAUUAGAAAUGGCAGAGGGAUCUCCACCCUUGUGUGAUAUGCACCCUAUGAGAGCCUUGUUCCUUAUCCCUAGAAACCCUCCACCAAAGCUGAAAUCAAGGAAAUGGUCAAAGAAAUGCAUUAAUUUUGUCGAUAGCUGCCUAAUUAAAAAUUACUCCCAACGACCCUCCACUGAAACUCUGCUGAAGCAUGCUUUCGUUCGAGACAUACAGAAUGAAAGGCACAUUCGCAUAAUGCUUAGGGACCACCUGGAUAGGACAAGGAAAAAGAAAGGAGAGAAAGAUGAAAAUGGUUAUGAAUAUAGUGGGAGUGAGGAAGAAGAAGAUGAACUCAACGAAGAUGAAGGAGAACCAAGCUCCAUUGUUAAUCUUCCUGGAGAAUCGACUCUGCGUCGUGAGUUCUUGCGACUGCAGCAGGAAAACAAGAACAGAUCAGAUCCUCAGAGACCGCAGCAAUUACAGCAACAGCAACUGAAGGACCAGGAGAAAUACAAAAUGCAGCUCCAGGCUGAACGCCAAAAGCGCAUCGAGCAGCAGAAGGAGCAAAGGAAAAAGCUGGAGGAUUACCAAAGAAAAGAAAGAGAUCUGCAAAUGUGCCAGGAAUACCAGCCAAGAUGGCCAGAGAUGAAGGAAAAUGUAAAAAUUGAAGGAAAAAGAAGAGAAGACAGGAAGCGUCCAGAACAGGAGAGGUGCCUUUUUACAGAUGCACUUGAUAAAAAUAACAAGAAACAGCAAGAAAAUCUAAAGCAUAAACUGGAUUAUGCAGAGAAGAAGACGACAGAAGUGUCACAGUAUGGAGGGAAGUCAGAGGAAAGCCAAACCCAAAAGAAAUUUCAUCGAACCUUACCCAAGGAUCAGACACAGCUACUGUUUCUCCAGCAUGAUCACAAAGAGAAGAACCUUGAACCACAAAAUAAUAUCUCAAAUCAUAUAUCUGUUGGCAUCAGUUUGGAGGUGCAAGAAAAGAUAAAGAGCAGUGUUGAUCAGAGUAACAUGAAAUGGCCAGUUCUUAUGCACCCAGUACACACCAGGCUUGGCUCAGGAAGCAGUUCCAGUCCAUGCACUCCAGCUUUACCCCGAGCUGUACUACCAGAGAAUCAAAAUCUCCGAUCCAGCAGAGACAAUCACUACAGUAGCUCCCUGUCUGAUAUGGUCAUAACUCCGCUGACUCCUGGAAAGGAUGAUGUGUUCUGGGAGACCAAAUUCAAUGAAGUACCUCCCAAGGUUCCUUUACGAACUACAUCUAAGUUUUACAACAAAAAUAUCCAAGGCCACCAGAGAUGUCCAUCUGGCAGUAUCCUUCAGCCACCUCCAAAGGAACAGCCUGAAAAAUCCCGCAGCAGUCGAGGUUCAGCAGGAAGCAGCACCCAAGGCAACAGAUUACCAUCAGGGUCCUCUAAAGAGAGUCAUGUUCUUCAGAAACACCUCCUUCCGCAGUUCAGAAAACCAGAAAAUGAAGUACAUCCAGAUGCCCACAAGAAAUUGAGUCCGAAUUUCAUAGGCAGAGAGAAGGACAGUCCAAGCUUAAAAGUGUCAUAUUAUUCAUCAUCCAGUGAUGAGAUGGGCAGCAGUGACGAUGAUGUACAGAAGAAAAGGAAACUACUGAGCAAUGGCAUGAAUGUAUCAAGGCCAAGAAUCCCUGACGGAGUUACAGAGAAAGCUCAAACAAACAUACUUGAAGACAAGGUAGCUGAAAAGCAAAGUUGUAGCAACAACCAUGAAAACUGGAGCUCCUACAAUCAAAAUUAUCUCCUGCCAGAUCUCUUACAACAGAGCCAUCUUUCAGAGACUUCAGUGAUUCCACAUAAAACUCCUCAAAACUACCAGGGACUAUUGAACAAAUCUUUGAAUGAUCAGGCCCCUUGUGGUGAAAAUGUGCAGCAGAAAAAUAGCUCAUCAUCCACUGCAUCAUUUAGCCCAUUUAUUGACCCAAGGCUUUUUCCAGUGUCUCCCCCAACAAGCCCAAGUGGAUCUUCUCCUGUCUCAAAAUUGGAACCUUUCCAGAGAGAAAAUGCAAGAAAAGGAUCAAUUGUCAAUGUCAAUCCAACGAACAUUCGACCUCAAAGUGACAGCCCAGAGAUUCGGAAGUAUAAGAAGAAAUUUAAUUCUGAUAUACUUUGUGCAGCUCUCUGGGGUGUCAACCUGCUGGUUGGAACAGAACAUGGCUUGUGGCUAUUGGACAGGAGUGGACAGGGAAGGGUUUAUCCACUCAUUAGCAGAAGACGAUUUUAUCAAAUGGAUGUCCUGGAAGGUCUAAACAUUUUGAUAACUAUUUCAGGUAAGAAGAACAAACUAAGGGUAUUUUAUUUAUCUUGGCUGAGGAACAAGAUCCUGCGGAAUGAUCGAGAUGUGGAGAAACGGCAAGGCUGGGUAUCAGUAGGAGAUUUGGAAGGCUGUGUACACUACAAAGUUGUUAAAUACGAGAGAAUAAAAUUUCUAGUCAUUGCAUUGAAGAACUCAGUGGAAGUAUAUGCAUGGGCACCAAAACCAUAUCAUAAAUUUAUGGCUUUUAAGUCAUUUUCAUCUCUUCAUCAUAAACCAUUGUUCGUUGACCUUACAGUGGAAAAUGGUCAGAGGCUGAAGGUUAUAUAUGGCUCAUCAGUGGGAUUUCAUGCAAUUGAUGUUGAUUCUGGAGCAGCUUAUGACCUUUACCUUCCUACACAUAUCCAAGGGAAUAUUCACCCACACGCUAUCAUCAUUCUGCCCAACACAAAUGGCAUGGAACUGUUGGUGAGCUACGAAGAUGAAGGAGUUUACAUUGAUACAUAUGGACGCUUCACAAAAGAAACUAUUUUGCAGUGGGGGGAAAUGCCUGCCUCUGUUGCAUACCUCCAGUCUAACCAGAUCAUGGGUUGGGGAGAGAAAGCAAUUGAGCUUCGGUCAGGUGAAACUGGAACCUUAGAGGGUGUCUUUAUGCACAAGAAGGCUCAAAAGCUCAAAUUUCUAUGCGAAAGAAAUGACAAGGUGUUUUUUGCUUCGGCGCAAUCUGGAGGCUGCAGUCAGAUUUAUUUUAUGACGCUUGGACUAAAUGCCAUGUUCAACUGGUAAACCCAAAACUGCAUCUCUUGGAUAGCAAAACUGAUUGUUGUCAGAGGUUGUGCUUAUUGUUAAAUGGGGCAUAAGCUUUCCUUAAAACUAGACUCUCUUGCCUUAACUCUCCAAAGUAGGUGUCUCAACCUUAAGUACAGGUGUUGCUUUGAGAAUCCAUCUCUACUAUUGCUGGAUGACAGAUUUAAGCAUUGAUAAUAUGCUGUAAAAUGCUGGGUGCUAUAGGGCAGCAACAUUUGGAUGGAGCAACAUUGCUAUGGAAGGUUUGUUACCUUUACACCACAAGCUGACAUCCUGCACAUGAUGGAAGUGUUUAUUUGACGUCAUCUUUCAAAAUAGAUGCACUGGAAAUUGUAGCAUUCAAAUAUUUAUGAUCCUUGGUGCUAUGUUGUGAUCUUGCACACAUACCAACCAUAUUAGCAAUAUUUUGGAAACAUAAAUAUGUUGGACUGCCUGACCACGCAUCCUGUGAGAUGUACUGUAUUAUUUCACAAUUAUUAUUAUUAUUAUUAUAGUUUAUUUAUAAAGCAUCAACAUAUUUUACAGCACUGUAAUUGCAGGGACCACAAACAGUACAACAACUUACAAACAUACAGUUUAUUAAAGCUGAUAUAACAGGUUUGUGUCCUAUCGUGCCUAGAAUCCUCUGUUACCCAUUUUAAUAAAUUGAAUUUGCUCAGUCUAUCAUUUUAAGAGCACUAAAUUAAUUCUGAAUUCCUAACUACGAGAUGUUGCACUUUUUUGGUGGCUGGUCUGUAUGUACCAACUAAGCUAUGUUGACACUGUAAUGAAAAAAUAUAUCUUACUUGAAGGACAUGCAGUUCUAUUACAUUUCUGAGGUCCUGUAUCCUGCAAUGUAAAAUAUGAUUGUAAUAUAGUUUGAGUGACAUUUCGGUUUUCAAAAUUAAUGAAGGCAAAAUGAACCAAUCAUGCACACAAAUACAAAUCACUUUGGCAAAUGUAAAUAGUUCUUUAAUAUGCAUGCCAAUGUGAUUAAAUAAAUAUAAAAAAAGAAAACUUAUAAAUCCAACAUAUAUUAUAUAGUAAAUGUUCAAAGAUAAAGGUUAUAUAAUUCAAUAUGAUUAUGAGGAGGCAGUGCAAAUUUUAGUUAGCUUCAGUCUGCUGCUGGGCUGUCAUAUAAAAAAAAAUAAUUCAAAAAUUUCUGAACCAUGUUAUGAAAAUAUCACAAAUCUUUACCAGUCCAAUUUUUGCUUUUACUGUAAUACAAUUCAUAAACUUGAAUUAUAACUUUGAAUCAGGUAUUUAUUAAGCAAAACAAAAACGUGAAAAACUCGGAUGUAAAACUUCGACAUCUUAAAGCUUGCAAGGUCAUAAAUAAAUAAAGCUAGUUUUAGCUUGCUAUGAGGGAGAAAGUACAAACAGGUAAUAUAUAAAUGCAAUAAAUGUAAAAUGUGAUGUUAGAUUAAUUUAUCUGUGCAUACACAUUUCUUUUAAUGGUAGCAUCAUCUAUAUGUCUUCCUUUCUGCUGGUCAUUCUGUCCUAAGCAAGUUUUACUGUGCUUUAAACUAUAUCAGUCUCCAAGACGACAGUAGGCUGUAAGCUUCUAGAAAUUGCAUUACGGGAGAGACCUGUCACUUCUUAACUGCAAAAUUCAUGGUAAAGUAAUUAUCUUCUAUUGUGCAGUGUCCAGAGUAGGACAAUAGCAAUUAGCCCACGCAUGUCCAAAGUGCGGCCCGGGGGCCAAAUGUGGCCAGCCUUCAAAUUUACACCGGCCCUCACCCUCCAUCAUGAAAUUAAUAAUAAUGCAGCCCGCCAGCACAGUGAAAUCAGGAAUCACCUAGCCGUAAUAUUUGGGCACAUUAGUGAAAUGAUCUGCCCCUUGGUCUAUACUGCUGCCUGUGUGCUGAAG